This is a messenger RNA of Cricetulus griseus (Chinese hamster), 699 nucleotides long. The record is from RefSeq and is a predicted model, not a curated record. NCBI's taxonomy places the organism in Eukaryota, Metazoa, Chordata, Mammalia, Rodentia, Cricetidae.
AUGUAUCGCCUCACCCGCAAUCUACAAAGAUUUGCUGUGGCAAAGGCAUGUGUCUUCAAACUGAGUGGACACAUUUGCAGCCUAUCAGCUUUGGUGCUUGAAAUAAUCCUUGAGUGCAGUCAAAACUGGCGCCUGUGUGAAUUUGACAAUAACAUUGUGCAGCUUUUGGUUUUUGGACUCUGGUAAGCUUAAUACCAUCAAGAGUUUGACAAAUCUGGGUCUGUGAUCAGGAACCUGGUGCACAGCCCUAUCAACUCAACAUGGACCAUUUUACUUGAAUUUCAGUGUGCACAGACACUAAGAGUGUUGGCCGUUUUGAUGAAACCUGCCAUCCUUAUUUGCAGUGUAGUGGCCAUCAAGAACAGCUGCGUGAAAGCCCCACUUAUACUUUUAUACAAGAUCUGUGCUUUAGAUUUAUAUGUUAGCAGCCUUUCCGCAUUUGUUUCUGUGAGCUGGAACCAUGUUGUAAACCUUUAUGACCAAACCAUCCUUGAUCUUCCACCCAACUUUCCUUUUAAGAAAGAUGCUUUAAUAAACAAACACUACACUGCUAUGUUCUCAGUAGGCAUCCUGACAGCCACAGUGUCACUGGUGUCAUUCUUAGGAGUGAUUAUGUUCCUCUUUCAGAUGAGUUCUUUGACACCACAGGAUGAAGUGAAAGAUCACUGUGCUUCCAAACUGAGUGCUCAAAAGACCUGA